Malassezia pachydermatis is the source of this 1254-nucleotide messenger RNA. Its product is annotated as shp1-potential regulatory subunit for glc7p. Gene Ontology annotation, biological process: membrane fusion; proteasome-mediated ubiquitin-dependent protein catabolic process; Golgi organization. The transcript is spliced from 2 exons. Lineage: Eukaryota; Fungi; Basidiomycota; Malasseziomycetes; Malasseziales; Malasseziaceae. Gene Ontology annotation, molecular function: ubiquitin binding. The record is from RefSeq and is a predicted model, not a curated record. Bases 1 to 1254 code for a protein of 417 amino acids. Gene Ontology annotation, cellular component: nucleus; cytosol.
AUGGAUGAAGCUCUUGCUCAGUUUAUCAGCGUAACGAAUGCGUCGCCUGAUCAGGCGCGUGCAUAUCUUGAGGCUGCGAAUGGUGACGUCUCCACAGCGCUCUCUACGUACUUUGAGAGUGGCGACGCUACCGUGUCAGAGGUGGUGGACCCUGCGCCAGCGGCCACCACUACACCUGCACCGGGCGAUCCUCGUACAUUGAGUGGCGCACCCAUUACAGACAGUGCACCCUGGCCUUCCUCUUCAUCCUCCAAAUCUACCGGACGCCCAGCUCGUCCUGCUGGACGCUCUGGGGGUAUCAUGACAUUCAAUGACCUUCGCUCUGGUCAGGCACAAAGCCAUGACGAUGACGAUGAUCCUAUGAACCUAUUCGCUGGCGGAGAACGUAGCGGUAUUAACGUGGAAAACCCUGACUCACAGCGCGGAGGCACAGGCCAUGCGCUCGUCGAUGAUAUUUUGUCCAAGGCCGCCACAUCGUCCCAAGCAGCUUCAGCACACGCUGUCGGUACGAAGACUACACCCUCUGCUUUUUCAGGCAAGGGGUACUCGAUUGGUGGUGCCACUGUAGGCAACGAUACGGCCCAGGAUACCCGUCCCUCCGCCUCUUCGAGCUUUUUUGGCUCGAUGCCUGGCGCAGCACCCUUAGACGGUGGCAUGGGCGAAGACGAGACAGACGAAGAGCCUGUGAUUCGUCACUUGACAUUCUGGCAGGAUGGCUUUUCUAUUGAAGAUGGGCCCCUUAUGCGCUACGAUGAUCCUGCGAACCAGGAAACUUUGCAAGCUAUCAACUCUGGCCGUGCGCCGCUAAGCUUGCUCAACGUGCGUUUCGGACAGCCUGUUGAACUUAUGGUGGCGCGUCGCACGCACGAAAAGUAUGUGCCUCCCCCACCCCCGCCAACCAAGCCAUUUGACGGCACAGGCGUUCGUCUAGGUGCACCAAGUGCUGAGCCUACGCCGGCACCCAAACCUGCUGCGACUCCAGCAUCCACCGCAUCUACUGAUGUGCUCCAUGUGGAUUCUUCGCAGCCUACCACGCAAGUCCAAGUACGACUUACGGAUGGCCAACGGCUGGUGGCCAAAUUGAAUCACACACAUACCGUCGCCGAUCUUCGGCGUUACAUUGAAGCCCAACGUCCUGACUUGGCUGGUCAAAAUUUCACCAUUCGUACUUCUUUCCCGCCAAAGCCGAUCACAGACGAGACACUCACGGUCGCUGAUGCAGGUCUCUUGAACGCGGUCGUGGUGCUCAGGUAA